This is a messenger RNA of Episyrphus balteatus (marmalade hoverfly), 2122 nucleotides long. It is a transcript of the gene Exo84, whose product is annotated as exocyst complex component 8. Lineage: Eukaryota; Metazoa; Arthropoda; Insecta; Diptera; Syrphidae. Gene Ontology annotation, cellular component: exocyst. The transcript is spliced from 8 exons. The coding region runs from base 76 to 2091 and encodes 671 amino acids. Gene Ontology annotation, biological process: exocytosis; intracellular protein localization; Golgi to plasma membrane transport. The record is from RefSeq and is a predicted model, not a curated record.
GAAAUUUAAUGGUAUAAUUUGAACUUUGAAGUGUCAUUGGUCAUUUGGUACUUUUUUUUUAUUAACAACAAAAAUAUGACGGAAUCAACUUUAAGGGAGUUUGAUAAAAAAGAAUUUAUUGUUGAUAAAUAUGUAAAUUCAUUAGUGCGAGAAUCGGUAGGUGCAUCCGAACUACAAAGCAGAAAAGCUAAAAUUCAAGCCUACAGUGACAAAACAUCGUCCACCCUCAAAAAACAUGUCUACGCCAACUAUAUGCAGUUUAUCAACACUGCCAAGGAGAUUUCUCACUUGGAAUCAGAAAUGUAUCAACUGUCCCACAUUCUUCUUGCACAAAGAAAUAUAUUAGGUUCGCUAAUUGAAGGCUCAGCAGCAAAAUCUAGUGGAAAAGAGCCUGUUGCCUUAAACGAAGACAACGAAGAUGUCCAGAGCCAACAAGCAGCUAGAGCGAUUAAAGAAAUAGUCCAAGGGUUUAAAGGUGAUCUCGAAGGAAAAGUAUUCUUACACGAAGGAGCAUUAAUUGAAUUGGAUUCUAAUGAUUAUAGACCAAUUCAAAGAGUUUUUUUCUUUUUAUUUAAUGAUAUUCUGAUAGUGUGUAAGGUAAAGCAUGAUAGGAGAUUAGAAUUUGUAACUCAGUAUGACCCAAGGAAAGUUGCGGUUAUCAACAUAAAAGAUUUGGAAGGGGUAAAGAAUGCUAUAAACAUCAUAACACCAGAUGGCUCGAAAAUUAUUCAGUGCGUGACGCUAGCUGGAAAGAAUGAAUGGAUAGAAAAGUUUGAGGCAGCAUUCAAAUUUAAUCCAAAUAACAAACAACAUAAAAAAGGUCCAGCCCCACAGCCGCCAAAACUUCAAAAACAAAGUUCAUCUCUAAGUACAAAGUCUUCUGAAAGCAAAUUAAGUCCAAACGAAAAUAUAAAUACUAUUGAAGAAAAUUGGGGUCCCGAUUGGCUAUCAUCGGCCCCUGAUGAAAUCGAGGCGUUUAUUGUUCAACGACACUUUGAAGAUGCUUUAGGACUGCUCCAAAAGUCCGAGGAGCAUAUUAGAAAAGAUGCAACGUUUUGGAAUGCAGCCGAAAUAUCAGCAAAAAUUAAAAAUUUGCGAACUAAUUUAGUGAAUGUACUGCUCCAAGAUUUAUCUAAUUGUCAAAACCGUUCAUUACCACUGGCACUACUGCUAUCUGGGAAACCUUUAAAACUGCUUGUUGAAAUGCGCCGAGAAAGGCAAGCUUGUGCAACUUUAUUGAGAGUGAGUACAGUGACCAUUCGUGCUUCACAGCGUGAGACGCGUCGAGGGAACCAGGAUAUUUCUCAAAUCUUCUUUCGUGACAUGGCACAUGUAGUGACGGAGUUCUUAAAAGCCUUCGGAGAGCAAUCUGCUUGCGUUAGUUCUCUAAUAGUUUGGUGCAAUGCUGAGUUGCAAUAUUUUGCAGGACAGUUGAUUAAACAUUACCUUAUAAAGGGUGUUCUAUUAGAAACUGUAGCAAAAAUCGUUGAAAGUAUAAGAGAGCCCUGUUCCAUACUUACCGAAAUUGGAUUGGAUUUGUCAUACCAUGUCGAGGGACUACUUCGCAACACUCUCGAUCAAAUAAUCGAAGAUUCACGAAUUCGGUUACUUGAAACAAUUGGGCGCACUGAAGAUGCAUGGACUCCACAUAAUUUGCAAAACAAACCGAAUGUGAAGAAAUUCUUAAGAGAUAUGGACAAACUCGGGAUCAAUAUGAAAUCACAAAUUACUGGGGAUACCUUUGUUAAUCUAACUCAAUCAACUGUAAAUUUCUGUAGACAUUUUCUUAGUCUAACUGAAAGUUGUGGCAUUUUAGCAAAAAAUGAGACAUUAAGACUCAGCGUAGAAAUGCUUCUUAGAGAUUUAUUUAUUGGACAACAUGCUGUUAAACCAGCUCCAGAUGUAACAGUUGAUCCUAAUUUUGUUAUUAAAAACAAAAAUUAUCUGGUUGAAAAUCUUCUGGUGACAGCCUUCGAUAGAUAUGAAAAAUAUUCCGGAGUUAAAAGUGAAAUACUAAUAGAAGUCUACCAUCAACUUGGAACAAUGCCAAAACCAAAACCACGCAAUAUAUAUCAAACUGGUGUUAUAUAAAUUUUAUUAAAAAAUUAUGCGAUCAAAUCAA